AUGAUGUGCCUUUUUAAGCCGAACACAUACGAUCCGAAAGAUUGGCAGUGCCCCAAGCCAAGCUGCAGGACCGUGAACUUCAAGAAGAGGCUUACGUGCAUUUCUUGUGGGGCCCGGAAGCCAGAUGGGGCGAACAGGCCCUUGGAUGAUUGGCGAGAUGGGGAGAAGACAAGCACCGGUCCUUGGACGUGCGACGCAUGCGGAACCAAGAAUGAAGGCGGCGCUAUGUAUUGCAUGCAGUGCAAAAUGCCGUCUCCGGACAUGAAACGAGCCAUUGAAGAGGAGAAGGCUCAGAGAGCUAUGGAUGAAGGCAGGGGUGGCGGCUUGUUUGAUCGCCAAGACCCGAAUGAUAGAAACGACUGGGACAGCGGAGAUGAAGAAGUGGACGAGUUUGGGCGCCGCAAGAAGAAGAGUGCCGCCGCGAAGGCGAAGCCGAAGGCAUCCAGCCAGCUAGCCGACAAGCACAAGGCAGCACUGGAAAGGCUGAAAAACAAGCAUGCGGCCAGCAAGCGCGAUGAGAGCCCUGGCCCAGUCGAGAAGUCUGCGUCGCUCGCGAAGCCGCAGCCGAAGGCGUCGCUGACCCCGAGAACUACAGGCAAGGGGCAAGAGAUCAUGGUUCUCUGGAGAGCACUAGCCAGACGGACUACAUGUCGACGUUCAUUCCAGCCUCCGGUCGGACGAGGCGGCAGCCUCUCGAUGAUCAGAUGGAGCUCGUCAGGUAUGGAUAUGGAACUUCUCAAGACAGAAAUUGUCGAUGAUGUAGCUGUUGUGAGGCUUCUUGCUCCAGAGGGACAGUUUCCGUGGGGUACUCGCAUCUUCGAGCACCGCCUAAACCCCCUGCUGAUCCAGCAGGUGAAUGCGGCCUUGGACGUGGCGGAGAGAAACGGCGUGAAUGCGCUCACAGUGAUAGGAGAUGGGCGUUUCUUCUGCAACGGCAUGGACCUGCAGUACAUCUCUGCAAAUGUGGCGGAGUCCACGAAGAUCCAAGCUGACGCUGAAAAGCUCAUGUCCCGAAUCCUUACAUUCGGCGUGCCGACAGUUGCUGCAAUCAAUGGGCACAUCACGGCGGGUGGGGCCAUGCUCGGACUGGCUUUCGACAAGCGCCUCAUGCCCGCUGACUCCCCAGGGCUUUUCUUCGUGCCUGGCAUCGACAUUGGCCUGGUCUACUCUGCUGGCAUGACUGAGUUGAUGAAAGCAAAGCUCCCUUCGACCAUGUGGAACGACACCCUCUGCAUGGGAAAGCGAUACCAGUCCGCGGAGCUCAAGGCAAACAGAGUAUUGGAGGAGACUCCGGCAGCCUCGGAGUUCUUCGACGUUGCUCUGCAGUUGGCCAAGUCCCUGAAGAGCAAGGGCAAAGAUCCGAAGACUCGCGAGACCAUGCAUGGCAUCAAGAACAAUCUCUACAAGGACGCCGUGGCACUGCUUGGGCAGAAGGUGCAAGACAUGGGCUUUGCCGACGGAACCUUCGAUGCCACCGGCAGACCCCGCAAGUCUUAA
Messenger RNA from Symbiodinium necroappetens, 1497 nucleotides. The record is from the annotation of a GenBank genome assembly. NCBI's taxonomy places the organism in Eukaryota, Dinophyceae, Suessiales, Symbiodiniaceae.